Molecule: messenger RNA, 2381 nt
Organism: Malurus melanocephalus (red-backed fairy wren)
Lineage: Eukaryota; Metazoa; Chordata; Aves; Passeriformes; Maluridae
Product: gametocyte-specific factor 1-like
Exons: 7
Coding region: 144-671 (175 amino acids)
Source: RefSeq, a predicted model, not a curated record
CCCCAUCCCCGGCCCCGAGGCGGACCCGACUCAGCUGCAUCCCCGGCCCCGAGGCGGACCCGAUCCAGCCCCAUACGCGGCUCCGAGGCGGACCCGACCCAGCCGCAUACCCGGCCCCGGAGCACACCUUGCCCGGCCCCGCCAUGGAGCUUGAGGAGGAUUUGGAUGUGUUGGAUCCAGAGAGGUUAAUCCAGUGUCCAUUGGUUAAACACCAUAUGAUCAGAGCCCGGCGGUUUCCCUAUCACCUGGUGAAGUGUAAGGAGAGCAACCCUGAAAUUGCAAAGAAAUUGGCCACAUGCCCUUUCAAUGCUCGUCACCUGGUUCCUCGGGCAGACCUCAGUGACCACAUCAUGAAGUGCAAGGACAAAGCCUUCAUGGAGCAAGAUGGAGUGAGCCGAUUCUGUGAGCCCCCACAGGAACAGCUGAAUGGUGGAAGCUCAUGGCAGGCACCUCCAUGUGAUGAAGACUGGGAAACAGAGGUGCUGAACGGGUCUGAGUCUACUUUUGUGUGGGGUGUGAUCAACUCUGCCAUGAACAGCCCCAUCAAUGACCAGAACAACUCCUUGCCCUCACGGAUGCGGCCCCCUGAGACCCUCCCGUACACCGCGUCUGCAGGACUAAUUCGGAAUAUUAGUUCCUCCCCCUGGGACUUGGUUUUGCCCCAGCAGUAAGUGCUUCCCUGUCUUGAACAGGACAGCUCCUGCAGAUGACAGACAUGCUCUGGACCUGAUGGCAGGACUUUCUACACUUGACUUUUGCAUUUGUAUAAUGUGUUUCUUGCAACAUUUGAAUGCAUGAAACUGUCCUUGGUUGCCAGAUGUUUUCCCCAAAUACUUGUUUUGAAAGUUACCCUCGCCUUUACUUGGUGACUUUGGUUACUGUUCUUGAAAAAAUAGACUGAUAAAUUUACACAGACUCAGAAACAUUCCCUGCCCAGCCUCAGGUACCCAUGAGCAGGAAAAAUAUAGAAAUUGGUAAGUCUCUGUUGUUUCACUUSUCAAAUGGCAGGUGAUGAUCUGUGGGACUGUUCCGUGUGCUGCAGAGAUUGGGAAACAGCAGAAGGGUUUUAAGGAGUGGGAACUGAGGGCAUCAUUUUAARUAGGGGAGGUAGGGUCUGAUUAGAUUCCUAAUUAGAGAACUGAUAGUGGGAAACAGAAAAUUUGGGGGCUCAAAAUACCCCCCAGAAUCUUGUCCCUUUGCUCGAUGCUUUGAAACAAGUGUGUGCACGUGAAGGAGCCCCUGGGGAUCUGAGUGCUCUUGGUCAGUGCUGACUGCAAAUAGGGAUGCAGGAAUGGGAGCAGGUGUGUCCUGCAGGAAUGGCAGAUUUGGGAGGAUUCAGGCCUGGCACAGGCGAAACUCUUACAGUCCCAUUUCAGUGGAAGUCAGGAACCACCCAGCAGUAAUUUCCAGGAAUUUCUACAUUAUGCCUUAAGCAUCUUGCUGUUCUUAGGAAGCCUGGAGGGAUUAUGUGGAACUUCUGCUGGGCACUUGGGAGAAGUUUUGGCUGUUUGCUGGGCAGCAGCAAACUCCCUACAACUGAGGCUSGAGGAGUUGUUAUUUGAGGGCCUGUUACAGCCUGGAGAGCACAAGGUCAGUUCUSAGAGUUUCUCCAGGCUGUGAAAAGGCUGAUGUUAAAAUCAUAUGGAGCUGCCUAACUUAGUUUGUUUUUGUUUUAUUUUUCUGUGCAUGCACUUCUUGUUUUUAUGUUGUUGGAGUCUGAGUUUGUCCACUCAGGGCGUAUUGGGUUUUAAACUGUGUUUGUCAUUUACAGAGACUGCCUUCAGAGCCUCCUGACCUUAACUGUUUUCAGCUUCACACCUUCAGCCUUGCYUUUGUCACCUUAGGCUUUACCUUUAUCUCUUGUGUGUGAGGGGCUUCCCAGGUCACACCACAACAAAGAAUCUUCUGCAAGUUCCUUGCAUCACACACAACUCCAAACAGGGACAGUUUCAGGAGCACACUGAAGUGCUUGUCCAGUUUCCAUUACAGUUUUGCAGUUUUCUAAUGCUUAAAACAUGCUUGAGAGCUCUCAAGGUACCUGUUUUGUGUUGGGGAAGGGGAGGAAGGGAGUAGGAAUGGUUUAAAUCAGUAGAAAUACAWGUUUAGGCCUGAAAAUGUUCAGAUCAAGCAAUAUAUUUCUAAACAUGCAAAGUACAAAAUGGGAUCUAAUACACAACCAAAUAAUUAAGCCAGACAUAAUGUUUGUCUAGAAAGAAAUUAAUGCCUUCAUAUUUUCCUCUAAAGACKGGAUUUCCACCAUCUGUGUACUACCACUGGAAAAUAAUGCAUGUUGACUGGAAUGUGAAAAAUUAGGAUUCUUUUAAAAUUCUGUCAAUUUAUGUCAAGGUUCUUGUUGGCAGUUUAGAAUAAAAAUGUUGUAA